CAGGUAAGUUGAAUCGUGGAUAGGUGCUCUACCAUUUUACUGUUCCCGAGAGGAAAGAGUAGUCAAAUCCAGAAUUAGUAGGUGCAAGCUUGGAAAUACAUAUGAUAGGAACGGCAGCUGCAAUGUUCCCUUUACCAAUAAGGUUAUUGGUAUGGAGGUAGGCAGCUUGCUUCAAUCUUCGGAAUGCACAUACACUCAAUCAACAUCCUACAUCCUACAGUGAGGUACCUAAUAUACCGCGUUAUCAUCAAUUUCUGUACAUCUAUUCCGAUCUUUCCAUGUCGUCGUCUAGAUAUACUUUAAUAACUAUGGUUAUGUCCAAGCUUCUAGCUACUUAAGUACCUCGGUAUGAACUGGACUGAAGGGAAUCUCUCCCGCCAUUCUAGAGGUAGGCAACGCAACGAAUUACUUACACGACAAAAGCAACAUUUUGCCAAGGUUCGCAAUAAUUUACUGAAAAGCGACGUAAAACGGAGUCCCGUAUCAAUAUCCUUCCUCGGAACUCAGUACUCGCGAGACCUAAAGCGCCGCGAUGAUUCAAGUAGUGCAGCAUACAAGCAACCUUCAAGUCCCCUUUUAACAGAGAAGCGCAACCGGGCUCGUAGCUCACUUGAUAAUCCAGAUAAUCAAUCCUCCACGCGGGAGAAGAGAAGAAGACUACUAGACAAGGCAGACUGGGUCGGAUUAAACUUACAGCAACCUAUUGAUAUUACUUUCCCAGGGCAACUCCAGGCAUCCGCUGGUUCGAGAUGGAGCAAAGUAGGCCGCCCUCGAGUUCGCAUGCUUCGGAAAUACCGCGAAGAUUCACGUACACCUCGACUGGGGGCCGCACAUAAUUCCCACGGUCCAUCCCUGAAGAUUCAAAUUGGGAGUCAGGAGACCCUCCCAAAUACCAGUAUAUCAUCGCAAUCAAACUCAGAUAUAAAAAGAUAUAGUCUCGUACCACAGCCCAUAACUGGCUUACCACGGAGAAAAUCGAAUCUAACCUCAAGUCCGGAGCCUAGUCAAACCCGGCGUCCGUACGUAGUAUCCAGGGAUAGCCAGCUCCCACAGGUGCCAAAGGGUGAACGUCAUGGGAUAGCGGGGGGACAUCAGGGCGGUGCGUACCGUAACGCAGUCAAAAAAUCCUUAUUUCCAGAGGAGCCAACUCAUGUUGUAUAUUCCUCUUCGAUAAUCCAUGAACCAACCCCUCUCCGAGCCAAUUAUUUUACGGUACUUCGAUGGACUCCAUCCGGCUCCGACGACCAGGGAAGCAUGCAGGUAGAGAUCGAUCGCCCCUUGAGACCGAUUCCAUCGUCCCAAGAGGCAGACGAAGAGAUUUGGAAGAACUGGGUGUCUACUUCGUCGAUGAUCCAGCCGGUUAGCGCCUCGGCUAACUCUCCGAUUGCAAUAUCAUCUGUCAGUUCAAGAGCUGGCGGCUUACCCUCUCACCUACAGAGACGGCUACCAAGCUAUGAUAUCUCAAGCGAGGCAGGACUAAGCACGAAUUAUCCGCCUCAAGAGCCCAACAUAGAUGACCAAGCACCCCAAGCUAAAAUCCAUGAAAGUCACCAUCAAUCACCUGAAGAAAAACCAGGCCAUAGCAAAAUCAAAACCCAACCGCCGGACGAUGAUGCCGUUUGGAUGAAGUUUGCUUUAAGCGACAAUAGCGAUGAAUUAGAAGCAAGAGUGUUCGCAGAGGCUGCAUUUCAAGCUGCUGCAGAAUUGCGCCCUUCUGAUACGUCUACGAGCUUCAAUGAUGCAGCCGAAACAAUUGCCACUCAUGGGUCUAAUCCGGCUAGCAAUGAGGACCAAGAUGAGAGCACUUCCUUUGGAUACUCCGAUGAAAGUCACGUGGCAACAGAUGGCACUGUGGCCUCGGAAUCAGUACUCAGCAAUAUAGCUACCGUCGGCUCGACAAUUCAAAUGGAAUCAGAACCUCGAUUUCGCUUUGCGCAGCCGAGAGCAUUCGUAGGGAAAUUCGCUGAUUCAAAUGUCGCUACGACAGGAGGAUCACGUCUUGUAUCUCAUAGUAAGAAAAGGAGAGGUAGGCCUAGGAAACGAGCCGUAGAUGGGAGGGCGAAUAUCCGACGACUUCCAGAUUUCGACGGGGAUCCAAUCGAAGAGUUUGAAGAUGAUUAAAAUACCUAUACUAGCUAAAUUCUCAGCUAUGAAUAUCUAGGAGGUAGUUACUCGAAUUUAUAAUGAACAACUGCGACAA
Messenger RNA from Daldinia vernicosa, 2200 nucleotides. RefSeq lists its product as uncharacterized. The transcript has a single exon. Lineage: Eukaryota; Fungi; Ascomycota; Sordariomycetes; Xylariales; Hypoxylaceae. The coding region runs from base 349 to 2121 and encodes 590 amino acids. The record is from RefSeq and is a predicted model, not a curated record.